Mucor velutinosus is the source of this 765-nucleotide messenger RNA. Its product is annotated as Tubulin-specific chaperone A. The record is from RefSeq and is a predicted model, not a curated record. Gene Ontology annotation, biological process: cytoplasmic translation. Gene Ontology annotation, cellular component: cytosolic large ribosomal subunit; ribosome. Bases 1 to 765 code for a protein of 254 amino acids. Lineage: Eukaryota; Fungi; Mucoromycota; Mucoromycetes; Mucorales; Mucoraceae. Gene Ontology annotation, molecular function: structural constituent of ribosome; RNA binding. The transcript has a single exon.
AUGGGUCGUGUUAUUCGUGCUCAGAGAAAGGGUGCCGGAUCCAUUUUCCGCUCCCACACCGUUGGCCGUAAGGGUGCUGCCAAGUUGAGAGUUUUCGACUUUGCUGAGCGUCACGGUUAUGUUCGUGGUAUCGUCAAGGACAUUGUUCAUGAUCCUGGAAGAGGUGCUCCUCUCGCCAAGGUUGUCUUCCGUGAUCCCUACAAGUACAAGCUCCGUACCGAGACCUUCAUUGCCACUGAAGGUAUGUACACCGGUCAAUUCAUCUAUGCUGGUAAGAAGGCUACCUUGAACAUUGGUAACGUUAUGCCCUUGGCCUCCAUGCCCGAAGGUACCGUUAUCUGUAACGUUGAAGAGAAGGUUGGUGAUCGUGGUUCCAUUGCCCGUACCUCUGGUAACUAUGCCACUGUUAUUGGUCAUGGUGAUGAUGGUAAGACUCGUAUUCGUCUUCCCUCUGGUUCCAAGAAGGUCAUUCCCUCUACCUCUCGUGCCGUCAUUGGUGUCGUUGCUGGUGGUGGUCGUAUUGACAAGCCCCUCUUGAAGGCCGGUCGUGCUUUCCACAAGUACAGAGUCAAGCGUAACAGCUGGCCCAAGACUCGUGGUGUUGCCAUGAACCCUGUUGACCAUCCUCACGGUGGUGGUAACCAUCAACAUAUUGGUAAGGCCUCUACUAUGGCUCGUGAUUCUCCUGCUGGUCAAAAGGUCGGUUUGAUUGCUGCUCGUCGUACUGGUCUCCUCCGUGGUACCAAGAAGAUCAAGGAUGCUUAA